AAGCUGCUCCCUUCCCUCGCGGCCUCUCUCGAGGACAUCUUUACCCACUGGGAAAAAACUCCCUCAAAUUCCAGAAGAAAGGCGAGUGAUGAGGAGGCAGCCAUCCCAGAAAAGAUCAGAGUUCCUGAUCCUGUGAGCAGCUCUGAGAGCUCAGAGAAAGAAGAGGAUGAGAAAGAGAAAGCAAAAGCAAAAGCUGCAACCAGCCUCUCCGUGGCCACAAACUCAGCAGUGAAUGUAGAAAGCAGUGAAGAUGAUGAUUCCUCAUCAGAAGAGGAGACAGCAGCUGGAAAAGGUGCAAUUACGGUGACACCAGUUGUAGUGAGUGGCAAAGCUGCCAACUCCCUGAAUUCUCCAAACAAACGCGCUGCUCCAGCAGGCAAAGCAGCGGCGCGCUCUGCUGCGAACAGAACUGUGGUCUCAAAUAAGCAGCAGCCCAAUGCGCCAGCUGUAUCUGCAGUUCCAGCCAAGGCUGGGCAGAAACUGCCCAGUCCUGGGAAGCCCGGACAUGCCGCAACAGCCACGGCCAAAGUAGGUCAAAGCAAAGCACCAGUAAAGACCAAAGCACCGGAAAGCUCCAGCAGCAGCAGCAGCAGCAGCAGCUCCUCAUCAGAGAGUGAGGAGGAAAAAAAGGCACCGACUGCAAAGGCCCCAGCCCCGAAAGCAGAGCUAAAGCAGGCAGCUAGGGCCACUGAGAGCAGCAGUGAGGAAUCAAGUGAUGAGACAUCCGAGGAAGAGGAGCUUGCAGCUCCAGCAGUCCAGGCAAAACCAGCUGUGAAAACAGUGCAGGUUAAUGCAGGGGCAGCAGUCAAAAGUGCACCUGCUACUCCAGUGUCCUCCAAGAAGAAUGCAGUGAGGCAAACGGCAGUGGCACCAGACCAGGCCAAACCCACAUCCGUAACGGUUCCUGGGGCUGCAAAGCCGGAUGACACAUCAGAGAGCAGCGACUCAUCAGACAGCGAAGAUGAGGAACCUCCAUCAGUAACCCAGACAAAGCCACUUCCAAAAUCCUCCCAGGCCACCCCAUCCCCAGUGAAACCUGCACAAGCAGCAUCACUCUCUGGCAAAGCAACUCCAGCAAGAACACCUCCACUGUCCCAAGGGAAGCCAGCACCAAAACCAGCAGUGCCAAAGCAGGCCAAAACCACACUGGGAAGGACUGUUGCUCCCACGAAGCCUGCUGAAAGUACAAAGCCAGUGGAGAGCUCUGACUCCUCCAGCAGUGAAGAGGAGGAUCUCCCUGUGCCUGUCAGCCAGAAGAGGUUGACAGAACAGCCUGGGCCUGUUUGCAACCUGAACCAGGCUGCUAAACCUGGCUUGCCAGAAAAAGCAGUGGGAAGCACCUUGAAAAGCCAGGCCUCAGAAAGUGGGAGUAGCGACUCGUCUGACAGUGAGGAGUCCUCUGUGGCACAGGCACAGCCUCCACAAGCUGUCUCUUAUGCUUUUCCUGCAGUGAAAACCAAUGCUGUGCGCCCACUGACAAAUGUGAAGAAGGCACCGACUCCAGCACCAGUGCCAGCCCCUCCACCUGUGGACAGCAGUGAUGAUUCCAGUGAGGAUUCAGAUUCAGAGGAAGAAAUAGUCCCCCCUUCGCAGGCCCCAACUCCUCCUUGCCUAAAGCAAACGGUUCCUGUGAGAAAAGCUCCUCCAGCCAGCCCUGCUGCCCCGCAGCCUGCUUCGCUUCUGGGAAGUACUCCUGCCAAGUCAAGGAAGCCAGGCCUGCAGCCAGCGCAGGACGCCCGGCUGAGCCAGCCUGUACCACCCACCCAGGCAGAGGAGACCUCAGACAGUAGCAGUUCCUCAGACAGCGAUGAGGAGACAACGCCCAAGCAGCCCCCCAAACCUGGCUUGCUGCAGAAACCAGGAGGGACCCAGCCAGCCCACAGCUCCUCCUCAGAGUCCAGUGAGGAGGAGGCAGUGUCACAGUCCCUCCUCACAGGCCUCUCCAGGACACCAGCAGCACCCCAGGCACCAAAGACGGUUCCCCCUCAGCCUGUAGGCAAAGUGGGGCAAGGGAAGGCAGCCGUGACUGCUGCGAACUCCCUCACCAAGGCCCCUGUGAAAGCAGCCCCAGCUGACAGCUCCAGCAGUGACUCCGACACAGACAUUGACCAGGUGGCUGCAAACCACAAAGCAGAAAACAACCCCCCUCCAGGGCAGGAAGCCACAGGAGCCUCCAACAAAGAAAAGGUGGCAGGAAAAACAGAGCCAGGUCAUGCCAGCCUCAAACCUUCCCCAGCCAAGAAAGCCCUAGCUGUGAAAGAGAAUGAUGUUGGGGCGAAAGGGUCACAGGUGACCCCAGCACCAUAUGCACUGCGGUCCAUCCCACAAUCAGAGGAGUCAAGCUCGGGGAGUGAAACUGAGGUCACCAGUGCUGCCAAAGCUCCUCCAGUGCAAACACCGGAAGGGUUGGAAGAGAAGAAAAAGAAGAAAAAGGAGAAAAAAGAAAAGAAGGAAAAGAAGAAGUCUUCCUCUACAGCAGACAAGGCUGUGAAAACAUCUAAGAGCAAAGAGAACAAGAAGCAGAAAACAUCUCGGAAGCGGAAACUGCCAGGAGACGAUGGGGCUGUCGGGCAGCCCAAGGAGAAGAAGCAGAAAGGGCAAGCUAAUGAAGAAGUACCCAAAAAGAAAAAGAAGAAAGCAGCUGAUGACCUGGAGAAGUUGCCAGGUAGCAAGGAAAAGAAAAAAUCAGCUAAAAAGAAAAAGACUGGAAAAGAAAAGAAGAGGAGCAAAAAGGUGUCUUCGGAAGGGGACCCUAUAGCAGAUGGCUCUGCUGAGGUUCACAAGAAGAAGAAGAAGAAGAAGAAAACAGCUGAGCCGGAAGGAUUGUGA
Messenger RNA from Phaethon lepturus (White-tailed tropicbird), 2829 nucleotides. RefSeq names its product nucleolar and coiled-body phosphoprotein 1-like. The transcript has 15 exons. The annotation marks the transcript as partial. Lineage: Eukaryota; Metazoa; Chordata; Aves; Phaethontiformes; Phaethontidae. The record is from RefSeq and is a predicted model, not a curated record.